Molecule: messenger RNA, 1548 nt
Organism: Miscanthus lutarioriparius
Lineage: Eukaryota; Viridiplantae; Streptophyta; Magnoliopsida; Poales; Poaceae
Source: the annotation of a GenBank genome assembly
AUGGAGCUAUCAGCAGGGGCGGCCGUUUUCGCCGUGGUGCUCACCACCGUCCUGUACCUCGGAGUUGUCCACGCACGCAGGCGCCGGCCGUGCAACAGCCUGCCGGGCCCCAAGCCGUGGCCGAUCAUCGGCAACUUCAACCUCCUCGGCGCGCUCCCGCACCGCUCCCUCGACGCGCUGUCCAAGCGCCACGGCCCGCUGAUGCGCGUGCAGUUCGGCUCCUUCCCCGUCGUCAUCGCGUCGUCCGUCGACAUGGCCAAGUUCUUCCUCAAGACCCACGACUCGGUGUUCAUCGACCGGCCGAAAAUGGCGGCGGGCAAGUACACGACCUACAACUACUCCAACAUCGCCUGGAGCCCCUACGGCGCCUACUGGCGGCAGGCGCGCAAGAUCUGCGCGGACGAGCUCUUCAGCGCGAGGCGGCUAGAGUCCUUCGAGCACGUUCGCCGGGAGGAGGUGCACGCGCUGCUGCGCGCCCUGCACGGGACGGCGGGGCAGGUCGUUCCGCUCAAGGAGUGCCUGUCCACGAUGAGCCUGAACAUCAUCACCCGCAUGGUUCUGGGCAGGAAGUGCGUGGACAAGGAGGUGGUCGCCAGUGGCGGGGGAUCCGUGACGACGUGGAAGGAGUUCAGGUGGAUGCUUGACGAGCUGUUCUUGCUCAACGGUGUGCUCAACAUCGGGGACUGGAUCCCUUGGCUGUCCUGGCUGGACCUGCAGGGCUACGUCAGGAGGAUGAAGAGGGUGGGCAGGAUGUUCAACCAAUUCAUGGAGAACGUGGUGGUGGAGCACAACGAGCGGCGUCUGCGCGAGGGAGACGCCUUCGUGCCGCAGGACAUGGUCGACAGGCUGCUUCAGCUCGCCGACGAUCCCAGCCUCGACGUCAAGCUCACUCGAGACAGCGUUAAAGCCUUCACUCAGGAUCUCGUCGCCGGGGGCACAGAGAGCGCCGCGGUAAUCGUCGAGUGGGCCAUCUCAGAGCUCCUGAAGAAUCCCGACGUCUUCGCCAAGGCCACCGAGGAGCUGGACAGCGUCAUCGGCCGCGACCGCUGGGUCACGGAGAAGGACAUCCCUCACCUCCCGUACAUGGACGCCAUCGUCAAGGAGACCAUGCGCUUGCAUAUGGUCGUCCCCCUGCUGUCGCCGCGCUUGUCUCGCGAGGACACGUCCGUGGGCGGAUACGACAUCCCCGCGGGCACGCGCGUGCUCAUCAACGCGUGGACCAUCAGCCGCGACCCGCGCUUGUGGGAGGCGCCCGAGGAGUUCCGGCCGAAGCGGUUCGUCGGGAGCAAGAUCGACGUCAAGGGCCAGGACUUCGAGCUGCUCCCAUUCGGUUCCGGCCGACGGAUGUGCCCCGGUUACAGCCUCGGGCUGAAGGUGAUCCAGGUGAUCCUCGUCAACCUGUUGCACGGGUUUGCGUGGAGGCUACCGGAUGGCAUGACAAAGGAAGAGCUGAGCAUGGAGGAAGUCUUCGGCCUAUCCACGCCGCGCAAGUUCCCGCUCCAGGCCGUCGUCGAGCCCAAGCUCCCGGCCCGCCUGUACACUGCUUGA